AUGAAGGGACCCCGCGCCUCCUGCGAAGGCUACCUGACGUUCCGGACGAGCCCCUACUCGCCGCCGCCCAUGAUCCGAUCCUAUAGCAUGCUCGUCGGGACAUGCUUCUACUACUACGCCUCGCAAGAAGACGCCGAGGUCAUGAUGCGGCUCAAGGGCGAAGUCGACGUCAUUGGCGCCCAGGAAUGGGACGGGAAGGGCAACAUGCACAUCUACACGAACGGCUUUAUGUUUGUGACGGCGCAGAACAAGGUCUUUUACGCGUACGCGGACACGCCGAUGGACAAGGAGAAGUGGCUGCGCGCGAUGCAAACCGCUGUCAUGACGACCGUGCCGGUGCUGAGCACGCUCGGGAGCAGCUCGCUCUCGAGCCACCACGAGCUCCUGUCGCCGUCGUCCGCGACGGAGAUUGACGUCCACGCGCGCUGCGCCGUCUGUCCACACGACGAUGUGGCCGCGGCCGCGCUCCCGAAAAUGCGCUGCGGCAACUGCGAAGACACGUUCUGCGACCGCCACUCGCUCCAGCGCCUUCCGCUGCCGCACAAGGGCUACUACUACGCAUUGCGCGUCUGCGACGAGUGCUACUACGCCCAGCUCUUUGUCAACUACCUCAAGGCGAUGAACCAGCGGCUGGCGUCGCGGACCUGCGUGUACCCCAAGCCCCUCAACGUGAACGCGCCGAUCGAGCUCAUCAUGCCGAUGGGCCCGUCGCACACGCCCGCGACAACGAUCGCGCUCGACCUCUUUAAAGAAGGGGCGAUUACGGCCGAAGAGCUCGAAGUGCUUCUCCUCGCCGACAAGCGGUACCUGGAUCAAACCACGGAGCAGCCCGAGAUCCCGCUGGACCUCAAGAUUCUCGCGCUCCAUCGCGAGUUUGCGUCCAAGUCGUUUAGCGUCUCGCGCGCAGUCGUGCUACUGCAUCAGAACCUCGAGAGCGACCCGCUGCUGUUCAAACCGAUCCUCGAGCGCCUCCUCUCGUUCUCGUACGACGCCAAGAUCAACCAGGUCGAGUUUUACUGGCCGCAAAUUGUGCACGCGUACCUCAACAUUCCCGUCUUUGAGUUUGAGAAGCUCUUUUGGAUGGACGAGCUCGUGCUCUCGAUCUGCUCGCGCUCGAUCCACCUCGCGCUGCUCCUGAUUUGGCAGCUCCGCGGCGCACUCGAAGACGCGAUGGACCCGCUUGCGACCUUGCGCACUCAGAGCACGUUUGCCCGCGUCGCGCGCCUCAUGGUCGAGAUUGAGGUCCACGUCAUUGGCUCGUCGCGCCAAGAAGUGCUGCAGCAGUCGUCGGCCAAGAAAAUUCUCCCGAUUCUGACCGAAGACCAGCUCGCGCUCGUCCACACGCUCAUGGACAACAUGGCGAUCUAUCGCCGUGACGCGACGCCGUCGACGACGCCGCUGCCCACGGAGCUCGACGCGCAGUACGCCGACUUUUCUGGCUUUCAGCAGCAUUUGCUCCAGCCCAAGGAAAAACGAUGCUGCCGCCGGCCCCGAUCCAUGGCCGAAAAGUCGGUGCUCGCAACCUUUUACGCCGAAGAGUGCGCCUUUGUGGAGCAGAUCACGGACAUUGCCGAGAAGCUGCGGUUUGUACCAAUGGCCGAGCGCAAGCCGAUGCUGGCCAAGCACCUCGAGACGUUUUCGCUGCCGCCCAACGCGUACAUCCCGCUCGUCAAAGCCACGGACCCGUUUGAGCAGGUCGUGCGUCUCCCGCCCAAAGAAGGCACUGCAUUUAGCACGAAAGCGCGCGUUCCAAUCUUGCUCAUCUUUGAGGUCGUGCGCGGGGCCAACUCGAGUCUGCAGAUCACGUCGCCGGGUAGCGCGCGUCCACUCCUGACGCCGCAAGCGUCGACGACCGCGGCGUACGAGAUCGACGAAGAGGUCCGGCACUUGAUCAACCGACAGAGCAUCGACGCGCCGACGCCCGAGACGCCGUUAACGACCGCGGCACCGACGACACCCUGCCACAUGGACCUGUCGUCCAUGCACGUCUCGGACGAGGUGAUGGCGAUGGAGCGGGAUCGGAAGAAGGACCUCGAGGCGGCGUUUGGCGAGUCGUGGCUCUCAAAGCGCGAGCGGAUACGCGCAAGCUCGCCGCACGGACACCUCCCGGGCUGGGACAUUGUGUCGAUGAUUGGCAAGAGCAACGACGACAUGCGGCAAGAAGUCUUUACGCUGCAGCUCGUCCAAAAGUUUCUCGAGAUCUUCAAGGCCGCCAACCUCCCGAUCUGGCUUAAAGUCUACCGCAUCAUUGCCACGUCGUCGUCGGCCGGUCUUGUCGAGACGCUCACGAAUGCGAUUUCGCUCGACGGCCUCAAGAAGCGCGACGGCUACGUGAGCUUACUGCAUCACUUUGAAAAGUCGUACGGCGCGGCCGAGACGUUUGCGGCGGCUCAGACCAAGUUUAUCCAGUCGAUGGCCGGCUACUCGCUCGUGAGUUACUUUCUCCAGAUCAAGGACCGGCACAACGGCAACAUCAUGCUCGACAACGAAGGCCACAUCAUCCACAUUGACUACGGCUUCCUCCUCGGUAUCGCGCCUGGCGGCAGCUUUAGCAUCGAAACCGCGCCGUUCAAGCUCACGACCGAGAUGGUCGACACGAUGGGCGGCCCUGACUCGGAGGGCUUUAAAGAGUACGUGACGCUCUGCACGCGAGGCUUUCUCGCGCUCCAGCCGCACUGCGACGAGCUCUGCGACCUCGUUGGCAUCAUGGCGCAGCACUCGCCGUACCCGUGCUUUGCCAACAAGGACGUGUCGUACGUCCUGUCUCGGUUCCGGUCGCGCUUCAAGGUGGCCAUGUCCAAGCACGACGUCGUCGCGCACAUGCUCUACUUGAUCCGCAAGAGCCACGGCAACUACAGCACGCGCCAGUACGACGCAUUCCAGCGCAUGACCAACGGCAUUUACCCCUAA
Saprolegnia parasitica CBS 223.65 is the source of this 2910-nucleotide messenger RNA. RefSeq lists its product as hypothetical. NCBI's taxonomy places the organism in Eukaryota, Oomycota, Saprolegniomycetes, Saprolegniales, Saprolegniaceae. Gene Ontology annotation, molecular function: 1-phosphatidylinositol 4-kinase activity. The record is from RefSeq and is a predicted model, not a curated record. Gene Ontology annotation, biological process: phosphatidylinositol phosphate biosynthetic process; phosphatidylinositol-mediated signaling. The coding region runs from base 1 to 2910 and encodes 969 amino acids. Gene Ontology annotation, cellular component: cytoplasm; membrane. The transcript is spliced from 4 exons.